AUGAAUCCAGCAUAUGGAGGAGGUGGUUUUGGCCAAGCGCCCAAGAGUGCUGCUGGCGGGUUCGGUCAACAAACUCUCGCCUUUGGACAAGCAGCUCAGGGAACUGCUGGCGCAUAUGGUCAAGCUUCAACUGGUGGAUUUGGCCAGCAAGCGGGGGGAUUUGGGCAGACAGCGGGUCGUGGAACCGUAACUGGUUUCGGUCAGCCCACUGCCACUGGGACCGGCUUUGGCCAGCCUGCUGCAACGGGAUUCGGUCAAACCGGUGCCACUGGUGGCUUUGGACAGCCGGGUGCCACGGGGGCUUUCGGUCAGCAAGCUGGCGGCUUUGGCCAGGCGAUGCAAGGAACUGCAGGUGGAUUUGGGCAACCGGCCGCAGGAGCAGCAGGGUUUGGUCAACCAACUAGCGGAUUCGGUCAGCAGCCAGGCGGCUUUGGCCAGGCGGCUCAGGGAACUGCUGGCGCAUUUGGUCAAUCAGCUGCAGGACGAGGCACCGCGGGUGGAUUUGGGCAACCGGCC
Trypanosoma conorhini is the source of this 516-nucleotide messenger RNA. RefSeq names its product ARF GAP-like zinc finger-containing protein. NCBI's taxonomy places the organism in Eukaryota, Euglenozoa, Kinetoplastea, Trypanosomatida, Trypanosomatidae. The transcript has a single exon. The annotation marks the transcript as partial. The record is from RefSeq and is a predicted model, not a curated record.